Messenger RNA from Tetrahymena thermophila SB210, 1791 nucleotides. RefSeq names its product Serine/Threonine kinase domain protein. The record is from RefSeq and is a predicted model, not a curated record. The transcript has 7 exons. Gene Ontology annotation, biological process: mitotic DNA damage checkpoint signaling; protein phosphorylation. Gene Ontology annotation, cellular component: cytoplasm; nucleus. NCBI's taxonomy places the organism in Eukaryota, Ciliophora, Oligohymenophorea, Hymenostomatida, Tetrahymenidae. Gene Ontology annotation, molecular function: protein serine/threonine kinase activity; ATP binding.
AUGGAAAACUCUCUUCUGUAGGAUUCUUUAGAGUUUUACUGGAUUAGUGGUAACGAAGAAAAUAAACUUCAUUUACCUGAUAAUGAAGUAUGUCUAUUGUCUUCUAAAUUUAAAAAGAGAAUAGGUGACUCACAAUAGUAUGAAGAGUGUGAGCUUAAGCUCUAUGGCAAAAGACUUUAUCUUAUAUAACGAAAUCAAGUUAUAGCAUUUUUGAAAUUUUGUUUCGAAAUGACAUUUGAGCUAGUCAUAGACGGUGAUAAAGAUCAUGAGCUAGAGAAUAUUAAAUAACAUAAUUUCAAGUCAUUAAAAAUCGAAAAAGACAUGUGCGAUUGUGAAUUUAUAAAUGAAGAUAAGAAGGUUUAUGUAGAAUGGUAAAGCAAGCUCUCUGAAAAAAUAACUUAAAAAAACUUCUAUGCUUAUUAUGAUGUAAAGAGGGUAAUUGGCAGUGGAGCAUAUGCAAGUGUUGUUAUAGCAGAAAAAAAAAUUGAUGGAAGUCUAUUUGCAGUAAAGAGUUUAAGCAAAGCUCAUAUAUAUUAAACAACAGAUGGAAAGGCAGAAAUAGAAAAUGAAUUGGCACUUAUGAGACUUGUCCGCCACAAAAAUGUUAUGAGAUUAUUUGAAGUCUUUGAUGCAGAUAGCUCCAUAAAGAUUGUAUUAGAGCUUGUUGAAGGUGGAUAACUUUUUGAUCUAAUGAAGAAAAACCCAAAUUUAACAUGGUUUGAAAUUGGAUUAAUAAUGAAAUAGAUUCUUUCAGGUCUUGAAGCUCUUCACAGCUAGAAUAUUAUGCACAGAGAUUUAAAACCAGAAAAUAUUCUAAUGAGAAGCAAAGAAAGCUUAGAUUUAGUAAUAGGAGACUUUGGAUUAGCUUAAAAAGCAGAUGCUAAAAAAUAUCUAUACUUAAAAUGUGGAACUCCAGGUUAUGUUGCUCCAGAAGUCAUUAAUCUCAAAGAAGAGUAAACUCAAUAUGAUACUCAGUGUGAUAUUUUUUCUGCUGGCGCUAUAUUUUAUAAAUUAUGUGUUCACAAACCAUUGUUUUAAGGAGUUACUCAUGCAGAGGUGCUUUAGGAAAAUAAGUCAGUAAACUUUAAUUUAAAUUGCUAGGAUGUUAAAGAUCUUCCUCCACUUGCUUAAGAUUUGCUUAAAUAGCUUCUAAAGUGUGAUCCUAAGUAAAGAAUUACAGCAACAGAAGCUUUAAAGCAUAAAUUCUUCAAAGAUGUUACUGAAAAGGAAGGUGAAAGACAUAAAUCUCCAUUUAAAGGAGACGUUGAAAAAAUGAGGCACUUAAUCAAAUAAGAAAAGAAGAGAAAUGAAGAAAUGCCUGAAAAUUCACCCUUGAAGAUGAAAUAGCCACUGAUUACUGGUAAAACAAAACCAAUUCAACCACACUCAUCUGUUACAAAGAGAGGUUCCUUUAUUUAAGUCUAGUCUUCUUCAAAUAAUUCAUCUAGAAGAUCCUCAAAAAAUUCAAAUUUGGGAUUAGGCUCGAAUCAAAAGAAGGCAUCUUUAGAUUCUAUAGAAGAAGGAGAUGAAGAUUAAAAGAAAGAACUCGGUUCUGGUAUUAAAUAAAUUGAUAACAAACGAAGAAAUCUCAUUCCAACAUUGAAUUCAUUAAAAUAAUAACCAACUGAUGGAAUAAAGCUAAAUAGAGCAGCAUUUAGAAGAGCCACAGUUGAGCCUUAAAGUGACACUACUAUUAAGGGUUUAGAGGUAAAAGAUCCUAUUACUCCAGUUUAGCAACCUAGAUAGAGAGGGAGUGUCAAGUCAAUUACAAAUUUUAUUGGAAAAAAAUGA